UUUUGUUUUUGUUUGUUUGUUAUUUUGUGUCGUUCUGAUAUUCGGUUUUCCAUGACUUCCAUCUUUGGUUAGUUCAACGGUAGCAGCACAUUCUCUUACAUUCUUCUUUCGGUUCCACUCCAACAACCAGACAUGGCAAACAGGCACACCAUUAUUUUGAUGCAAACUUCACAGAGCAGAGCAACCAGAACAUUUAUGGAUUAUGAUUCCAUAAGUCAAGCUAUGGAUGGGAUAUGUGGACUAUAUGAAAGGAAACUUAAGGAUCUAAAUCCAGCUACAGGAAACAUCACUUACGAUAUUGCUGAUCUUUACAAUUUUAUUGAUGGCCUUGCAGAUAUGAGCGCCCUUGUCUAUGAUCACAGGAUUCAAGCUUUUUUGCCUAACGACAGGCAAUGGAUUAAACAGAAACUAUUUCAACACCUGAAGAAGUUGGCACAUUAAAUAAAUCCUGUUCACUGAAAGUAAUAGAAAAAAAAAAUGUGCAUCAAAGUGCAAAAGACCUCAUAUCAUAUCUGAUAAUUGUGCUUUUAUUAUACCUCCUAACUUUUGCACACAUAUUUUUGAGUACCCAUUGCAGCUUUGUCCAGAGUUUCAGAUGAAAUACCACAGGUUUUGUGUGGUCAGUGUUGUACUCUAAGCAAAGUUACUGGUAAUUUUGUCUAGAAAGCUUGACCUUUACUAUAAUCAUAUACUAUUUGGUUGAGUGGUUGGUAUUUGAUGGUAAUUUCAUGUCAAAAGCUCAAGUCUUGAUAAUCAAGCAAAGGAAAAUUAUAUUCCUUUUCAAUACAAAUUCAACCCAGAGAUUAAA
Messenger RNA from Gossypium arboreum, 808 nucleotides. Its product is annotated as enhancer of rudimentary homolog. The transcript has 4 exons. The record is from RefSeq and is a predicted model, not a curated record. The coding region runs from base 133 to 441 and encodes 102 amino acids. Lineage: Eukaryota; Viridiplantae; Streptophyta; Magnoliopsida; Malvales; Malvaceae.